GCAGUCAAAGACUCUAUAUAAUAAGCUUGAGUCCCAAGACUCUCCUUCACAAUUAUUUUCCUUUUCUCAGAUAAUUUCUCUCUCUUCUCGCUUGAACCAAAAAAAAAAAAACGAUGUCAGAGAUGAAAAACAAACAGUGUCGUGAAAUCUGGAGUUGGAAUCGAAACGAAGAGAUGAGUUUGAUCGAAGAUUGUCUACGAAACUACCGUUUCAUUGCAAUCGACACAGAGUUUCCAGGUUCUUUAAGACAAACUUCACAAGACGCAACAGACGACGAACGUUACAACGACAUGAGCUUUAGUGUCGACAGAACAAAACUGAUCCAGUUAGGUCUUACUCUGUUCGACAUCAAUGGAAGAAUUGGAGGAACUUGGGAAAUCAAUUUCUCAGAUUUCGGAGUUGACGAUGCUAGAAACGAGAAAUCCAUCGAGUUCCUUAGGCGCAACGGUCUUGAUCUGAGGAAGAUUAGAGAAGAAGGUAUCGGAAUCAAGGGUUUUUUCUCGGAGCUGUUUUGGAUUUUGAAGAAGACGAGGAAUAUCACUUGGGUCACGUUUCAUGGAUAUUACGAUAUCGCUUAUUUACUCAAGUGUUUCACCGGAGAAGAUUUACCCUUUACUUCUGAGAGGUUUUCGAAAGCGGUGGCGAGAAUUCUCGGUUCUGUUUACGAUUUGAAAGUCAUGGCUGGUCGAUGCCUAGGACUAAGUAGCAGACUUGGUUUGGAGAGUCUAGCUCAUGAGUUGGGACUUAACCGUGUUGGUACUGCACACCACGCGGGUUCGGAUAGCGAAUUAACGGCUAGGGUUUUCGCUAAGAUGGCUAAGAUCUGCAACAAUGUGCAAGAAUCUGAAGGGGUUGUGUUUGGGCUUGGCUAUAGAGUUAUAUCAGAUCGUUUGAAGCAAAAGCUGCAUAUGAUUCAUCAUUUGAUGAUGAAAAGUUCCUACGGGCUACCACCGCCGCCUCCACCACCGUUUCCGCUGCUAAGACCGAUGUUUGGUCCUUAUUUUCCGCCUUCUGGUGGCUUCGUCUUGAUGCCGAGAGUAUCUAUGUCUUAAAUCUGUAUGAAAACACUUCUUAGUGUUUAUGCUUUAUCUUCUUGUUAGUAUUAUGAAUGUAUUUUGAUCUGGUAGAAAAGAGUAUUCAAUGUAUUAGUGCCGAUUUUAAUGGAAACUUUAGUUUUUUUA
Molecule: messenger RNA, 1181 nt
Organism: Arabidopsis lyrata subsp. lyrata
Lineage: Eukaryota; Viridiplantae; Streptophyta; Magnoliopsida; Brassicales; Brassicaceae
Product: putative CCR4-associated factor 1 homolog 8
Exons: 1
Coding region: 114-1052 (312 amino acids)
Cellular component (GO): P-body; CCR4-NOT core complex; CCR4-NOT complex
Molecular function (GO): poly(A)-specific ribonuclease activity; nucleic acid binding
Source: RefSeq, a predicted model, not a curated record